Messenger RNA from Diachasma alloeum, 1880 nucleotides. RefSeq lists its product as uncharacterized. Bases 156 to 1049 code for a protein of 297 amino acids. NCBI's taxonomy places the organism in Eukaryota, Metazoa, Arthropoda, Insecta, Hymenoptera, Braconidae. The record is from RefSeq and is a predicted model, not a curated record. The transcript is spliced from 2 exons.
UGCACGCACGCCCUGUCAACGAAUGUCUCCUGUCACCUGGAGUGUUUCCCUCAAUUAGUCAUUCUAGUUAUCACCUAUCCGCAAAUAUGUUUACGUAUCUCACUUUGUCGUGAAAUUUCCAUAGCCAAAGAGUGGUGCAUCUCUCGUGUUUAAAUAUGACCAAUAAUUGUAAGUCGCUGAGUUCAGUGGCUGAAGAUUACUUCCACAAUUUGAAUCCCCUGGCCCGGAGGAUCGCCGAUGACAUCGAGGCGACGAAGGAGGCGUACGAGGGGCUGUGGGGCACACUCAGCUUGAAGGAGAAAAAUCAGGCGAUUGAUGAGACCAUCAUUCAACCGGAAAUCGCGCUGCAGUAUGCGGUGGGGGUUGGGGAGCUGGGGAAGGACAUGCCGGAGUGGUAUCCGAGACUCAGGAUUCAGACGGGGCUGAGGCAUGUUAUUGAUGAAACUGGAUCGACUCUCCGAUGGAAAGACGAGCACUCUGGACCCUUCAGUUUCAUGACCCGCUCCCAAAUGGACCUCUCUCUCUUCGCCGCCCCCGAGAAUCCCCGUCUCAAGUCCUCCGGCAACUACAGCGACGACUCUCCCCACUUCACGAGUCCCAUUCAGCUCGAAGAAAGUAGUUUCGAGAGUUCUCUCAACGAGUACACAACAUCGUCGAACCCCACGAGUUUCUACCAGUCGGAGAGCUACUCCGACAGUGUCUUCAAGAACCCCGACCCCAGCAGAUCCGCCAGCCAACCGAACGACAAUAUCUUCACCAAGAUGAUGAGCAAAACCUCAUUUCUGAAGAUGGGAAACAGCCCUGACGACGAAAUGGAGAGCCUGGUGCCGCCGAGGAGUGCUAUGAGAGGUGCCCAAAAAACCGUCGGGGGAAACAAAGUCCAGAUGAAUAUCAAUCUAUCGUCUGGCUCGAGGCCAAAGUCUGGGGACAUUACUGAGUCCACCGCUCUCUUAGAGACUCCUAGCUCCUACAGUAGCUUCCAGUCUGCGCAGACUAAUCAGGAUGAGGGAAUUCCAAAGACUGGAUUUGAAUUCUUGGAUAAUUGGUAAAAUGAAUGAAUGUGAGGAAGCAUGUAUUAAUUUUAAAAAAUGGCGAUAGGUUGUUGGAUGAAACUAUCUGUAGGACGAUCCUAUGGAGGAUUUGAACAUAUCCUGUGAUUAUUUUGUCAGAAGCUAGGGAAUAAAAAUUUAAAAUUCCAUUGUAUUUUCAGUAAAAUUUCCCCCUGAGACGAAUUCGAUAGCGUAAAAUGCCAUUCUCCAGUAAAAUGCCAUUUACAAAUUCUCCAUAGGGUCGUUUAUAGGAAUUUCUACAGAAUUAUCCUAUAGCCAUGAUUCAUUUGUGAUCAAGUGAUUAAACAAGAUGAAUCAAUCUGACUUCCAACGGGUUUUCAAUAAAUAUGAUCUGACAAACUCGACUUUUGGUUCAACACGUUAAUAACUGAAUAUUGAGAAUACUUGAAUAUUGAGGAUUCAGUGAUCAGAUUUGAGCUAUAACACAUGAUGACGUGAAUGAGAACAUGAAUCAUCUUGUUUCAUGACUUCACCACUGAAUCCAUUUAAUUUAAAUUUUCGAGGGAUUAUCCAUGACUCCAAAGAUAUAAUAGACUGAGCCAUUACCUUAGACAUUGUAUCCAGUAAUAGCUUCGACUGAAAUAAUACUCGAUAGUAUAUUUUUUAAUUGCGAUUAUUCAUCCUCAUAUCUAAUACAAAGUACAAAAGUAUUGGAUGAAACAACUUACUCAGAUGGAAAGAAACCCAGCCAGUUUCGCAAUUCAAUUUUGAUACCCACAUUUAUACAUAAAUCAUCUCAGUACUUAAAUAAGCCAUUUUGUACUCAACAAUAUUUCAAUGAAUAAAAAUGCCGAGGUAUUUAAAUGACAA